Rhizophagus irregularis DAOM 181602=DAOM 197198 is the source of this 2494-nucleotide messenger RNA. RefSeq lists its product as uncharacterized. Gene Ontology annotation, cellular component: Cul4-RING E3 ubiquitin ligase complex; cytoplasm. Gene Ontology annotation, molecular function: protein binding. Lineage: Eukaryota; Fungi; Glomeromycota; Glomeromycetes; Glomerales; Glomeraceae. The record is from RefSeq and is a predicted model, not a curated record.
GAUUUCAAUUUUUUAAAACAACCUAUUCCUUUUGAUAGAUGUCAUUUUUAAUGAAUCUGAUUCAUAUUACAAAAUGGUGAAACUAGUCAAACUCCUAGUGGCAUUUCUGUUGUUCCGAAUCAAUUUAAUCAAUAGGAUUUUAGUUUUUAUAAAGAUUUUUUUUUUUUUUUAAUUUUCUAAUUGAAAAAAAACAAGCAAAAAAGGUAUCUUCAACCUUAAUGGGCUUAAUCAAAAUAUCAUUUCUGGCGUCUAUAUUGUUCUAAUUUAGUUAGUUUUGAUUAUGAAAUAUUCAUAUGUUCAUUACCUAUAAGAAGAAAUAAAUAAUUACUGUAAUAAAAUAAUAUUUGGCGAUAAUCUUCUAAAUUAUUUAUGGCGAUGAACGUGUCACAAUUCAAUUGAUAUUUAUACUCUUUCUUCGUUAUAUUUUAAUUUCAUUUAUCAUAACAUUAGCAAUAAUGAGCGAUGUAAUAUCACUUACUAAAAGCCCUUCAAGUAAAAAAGGGUUUGUUUCUUUACUCGAGAAAACUAAUUUAAGCGUGAUACAGCCUAAAAUGAAGAAGGAUUUGUAUUAUGCUGCAAUUAAAGUUGGAGGAAAUUUUGAAUUUUCGCGGAAUUUAAAGGGUCAUUUCUCAUGUGUUAAUGCGAUAAAUUUUAGUAAUGGUGACGCGCGAUUAUUAGUGUCUGGUGGCGACGAUAGACGAGUAUUGAUUUGGGACGUACAUGGUGAUAUUGAAAAUACUAAACCUAAGAAGUGCUUCAAAGGUCAUCACGGUAAUAUAUUUGGUACAGUUUUUGAUUCUACGAAUCGUCAUGUUUUAUCUUGUGGAAAUGAUAAGUUAAUAAUUUAUCAUGAUUUGGAACAUGAAAGCGUUUCGAAGACAUUUUUGGGACAUGAAGAUGCUGUGCAUUCAAUUGCCUUUGAUCCAUUUAAUGAUAAUUUAUUCUUGUCCGCAAGUCAAGAUGGUACAGUGAAGUUAUGGGACAUACGUUGUAAUUUUCAGUGUCAAGGAGAAAUUAAAGGUUUUGCACAAAUGACGCAUGCUCAAUUCAGUCCCACCGUUGAGAAACAAUUUGUUACUAGUAAUGAUGGUGGUGAUAUAAUACUACGAGAUACUAGAACGGCUUUUAAGUCUGGUGAACCUCUUUUGACUACUUCCUCAUCUUCAAAAGACUUUUUAUUAAAGUAUGUUACUACUUUAACGCGUAAUUCUAGAAAUGUUAAACCUGACAUAUCUUCAGUAGCAUUUAAUCCAUCCGGAACUUUAUUAUGUGCUAUUAUAAACCAUUAUCGUCCAACAUUAUAUAAUGUUUUUGACGAGAAACCUUUAUGUACUUUUUCAUCAGAUUAUGAUUUCGAAACACAAAUUGGAUACAAAAAUGACUGUACUUUUAAGCAAGGUUAUUUUGGUGGUCCGGAUGGAGAUUAUUUCCUUUGUGGAAGUGAUGAUUUUAGAGUUUAUAUAUGGAAAGUUCCAGAUAUAGAAACUAUGAUUAAUGAGCGAUCGUUCACAAAAAAUCUAGAUGAUUUAGAUGAUGAAAUAUAUUUUAUUGAUGACGAUAUGGUAAUUGAUCCAUUGAAUAAUUCAACCCCACAAUAUGUGCUUAAUGGUCAUCGUUCAAUCGUCAAUUCGGCAAUUUGGCAUCCUCAUGUUCCUUUGAUAUUUUCAUCAGGUGUUGAAAAAAUAAUAAAGGUUCAUUCCGCUUUUCCAUUUUCAAAUAAAGAUUGUGAAUCUAAAAUUCCGCAACCGCCUAGGUCGAGGUUUAGACGUGGGGAGAUUAGUUUUCGUGCAAAUGAAUAUGAAGAAAAUAUGGAAGAAGAUUUGUCAACAUUGAAAUUUUUUGAUUUAAUGCUUAUGACCGAAGAGCAUGAAGAUUUUUAUUGGGGAAAUGAUUCAUUUGAUGACUCUGAUAAUUCAACACUUUCAUUAUCUUCAUAUUUUUUUAUGCGUGACGAUGAUGAUGAUAACGACGACGACGAUGAUGAUAAAGAGGACGAAGAUGAUGGAGAAUCUGAUGGUGAAGAAACUGAUGAUGAUAGUGAAGGGUUACCAUCUAUGGGUGAUUAUGAAAAUUAUGCAUAUUCGAGUUCAGAUUAUGAAGAGACAACUGAUAGAAAUGAUGUUUCUUUUGAAUCAGAUAUGGAUACUAGUGAUACGGAUAAUAAUAUAUACCAGUUAUAUAGGUCGUUUGCAAUGUGUAGUGAUGAAUUAACUGAUGAUGAUGAUGAUUAUGACGAUGACGAGAUGAAUAUUGAAAUUUUAAUUUAAUUUAUAAAACUAUAUAUAUAUUAGUUUCUGUAAAUAUUUUUUUGGGAGGAAAGAAAGGAGGUGCAAGAGUUUUUUUUUUUUAGUAAUUACGAGGUUGUUCAAUUAGGUGCAUCAUUUUUAAUAAUAAAAUUAAAUUGUAAAAAUUAAAUUUAGCUAAAUAAUAAUGUUAAUUACAGUUCACCCUCGCUAUAGUGAAGCUCAUAGGCUGAAGGUUAAGAUUCACUAUA